This is a messenger RNA of Ascoidea rubescens DSM 1968, 1563 nucleotides long. It is a transcript of the gene GIT1, whose product is annotated as Git1p. The transcript has a single exon. The record is from RefSeq and is a predicted model, not a curated record. Gene Ontology annotation, molecular function: carboxylic acid transmembrane transporter activity. Gene Ontology annotation, biological process: carboxylic acid transport; transmembrane transport. Bases 1 to 1563 code for a protein of 520 amino acids. Lineage: Eukaryota; Fungi; Ascomycota; Saccharomycetes; Ascoideales; Ascoideaceae. Gene Ontology annotation, cellular component: plasma membrane.
AUGAAAGUUCUUACUAGGGAUUUACCUAACUCAUUUAGUGAAUUUGCAUUUGGAUGGUAUCAAAAAUCUCAAAACGAGACUUGCUUCUCCAAUACCACAAAAAAAGAGAAACAAAAAAACUUUGAUGAAAAUUCCAAUAUAACCCACUCAAUACACUCAGAGCUAGAAAACCAGAAUCCUCAAACUAAAAAAAACAGCAUAUGGGCCGUUUUAAGCUCUGGAGCUGGAUUAUUUUCAGAUGGAUACAUUAAUAAUUCUAUGAGCACUACAUCCACCUGUUUAGCAUUGUUAUAUAAUGAGAAAUAUACAAACUCUAGUGCCAUGAACAACGUUGCAUCAAUAGUGUUUGCGGGCACAGUUCUUGGUCAAUUAAUCUUUGGUUAUAUUUCCGAUAAAGUCUCAAGAAAAUCUGGUAUGCUAAUGGCAUCUGCAGGUUUAACUGUUUUUUCUAUUUUGUGCUCAGCAUCUUGGGGAAAAAAUAAGAAUGAUGUUCAUGGUAUGCUUAUUGCUUUGACAGUUUAUCGUUUUAUUCUCGGGUUUUUUUUAGGUGCUGAGUAUCCAUGUGGCUCGGUUAGUGCAGCAGAAGCAUCUAGCUGUUUACCUAGAAGACACAGAAACAGAUAUUUUUGCAUGUUCACAAACUUUUGUAUUGAUUGUGGAUUUUUGACUGCCUCAAUUGUUCCCAUGAUACUUUUAUCUAUUUUUACGCCUAAUAACUUAACACCUGUUUGGAGAAUAACUCUUGGUUUUGGUGCAAUUCCACCAUUGGCAUUAUUUUUUAUGAGAGUCAAUUUUAAUGAUGAUGAAUCAUUUCAAAAAUUGAGGUUCAAAAAAACCUCUAUUCCGUAUUUUUUGUUCAUUAAAUUUUACUGGUUCAGAUUAUUUAUCGUUAGUUUAGUUUGGUUUAUUUAUAAUUUUAGUGUUUAUGCAUUUGGUAUCUAUGCUACUUUUAUAAUCCAUAAAAUUACUUCGGAUGGUAAUUUAUAUAAAACAUUUGGCUUCAACAUUUUGCUUAAUUUUUUUUAUAUUUUAGGUUCUUUUCCAGGGUGUUUUGUUUCUGAUUAUCUUGGACCAAGAUUAACUUUGGUUCUUGGUGCCUUUCUACAAUCUAUAAUUGGCUAUAUCAUGGCUAGCUGUUAUGCAAGUCUUCUUAAAAAUAUUGGCGCUUUUGUUUUUGUUUAUGGUAUGUUUUUAGCAUUUGGUGAAUUUGGCCCUGGCAAUAAUAUUGGAUUAUUAGCUUCAAAAACUUCAGCUGCAGGUAUAAGAGGAACCUACUAUUCAAUUGCUGCAGCAAUGGGAAAAGUAGGAGCUUUUGUUGGCACAUAUACCUUUUCAAUUAUUGUUAAAAAUGCUGGAGGGUAUGAUACAGUCAGUGGAUUACAGGCCCCCUAUUGGGUUGCUUCUUCAUUAUGUCUAGUUUCAGCUAUUCUAAUUCUUUUCUUUUUGCCUUCUGUUGAUCCAGAUGUAAUGAAAGAAGAGGAUAAAAAUUUCUUGGAAUAUUUGAAAGCUAGCGGUUUUGAGAUUAAUCUAUUAGGAGCAGAUAGAAAAGAGGAAAAGCCAUAA